UUCCCAUCCAAACGCCAAAACCAAGAACAAGAAGAAACCAACCCCCAAUGGUCAACAUGGCGGCUGCAAUUGCAUCCCCCAGCCUUCUCAUCCUCCUCUGUCUCAGCUUCCUCCUCACCAGCUCCACCUCGACGGCGCCCUACAACCCUCCCACCGUGCCGGAGCUCAUGGACCUGUUCGGCCUCCCGCGCGCGCUCCUCCCGAGCACCGCCCGGCGGUACCUCCUCCACGACGACGGCUCCUUCGAGCUCUUCCUCGACGACGUCUGCGAGGUCGAGGCCGGGGGCUACCGCGUCCUCUACGACAUCCGGCUCGCCGGAUCCCUGGCGGCCGGGUCGGUCACGGGGCUCGAGGGCGUCCGCGUCCGCGUGCUGUUCGUCUGGGUCCCCGUCACCGGCGUCGAGGUGGGCGGCGGGGUCGUGACCCUCAGCGUCGGGCCCCUCAAGAAGUCGUUCCCGGCCGUCGGGUUCAAGACCAGCCCCCGGUGCGCCGUCGCCGGCCCGGCCGCCGCCGAUGUCGCUUAGUAUCCAGAGCAGUUAGUUAGGUGCGGUUCUUAGCUAGGCCACUUGUACUCGUAUUGCAUUGGACGAUGAAAUACGUGUGUAUACAUUUUCUUUGCGAUGAAAUACGUGUCUAUACGCAUAUAUCUACACGAUAUAUCAUUGUAUUUGC
Messenger RNA from Lolium rigidum, 672 nucleotides. RefSeq lists its product as uncharacterized. The transcript has a single exon. The record is from RefSeq and is a predicted model, not a curated record. Bases 48 to 524 code for a protein of 158 amino acids. Lineage: Eukaryota; Viridiplantae; Streptophyta; Magnoliopsida; Poales; Poaceae.